GACAUGUAAAUCGCUUUGUACGAGCAGCAAAGUAAGUUUGCUUGAUAAUAUAUUAUUUGAAUCCAUCCCUUUUUAUGGUGCUGGUUAUACAGACGAGCAAAAACGACGCAUUUAUCUUUAUGUGACAUGUAUUUAGGUGCGUAAUUUUUUUAAUAUCAUAGUAACGAUAGCCAAUUAGCAAGAUACAGAGUAACUGUUACAAGGUAACAGAUAUCAUAGUUCACAUUACGUACGUUUUCUGACAUUUGCAAAGGAUUUAGAGGAAUGUCAGCUUGGUGAACUCUGCUCGCUUUUAUUUUGUUAAGCGAAAACCGAAAAGCAGUUAGCUGUCAUUUCUAAUGUCAACUACCCGUCCCUGCGGCUCCGUGGCUGAAACUAUGGAGCAACUGUAUGAAGCAGAAAUCAAAUUGCUACGGGAGGAAAUCGCAAUGCUACAAAAUCAACAAGAACACAAUGAACGAGAGGUCAUGGCGCACGUUGGAGAGCACGUACAGCGGACUAUAACAUCACAGCCAGACUUCAAAAGGGGAGAGAAUGAUGCCGCUUUGAAUCUGGAGAAACUGGAGGAAGAUCUGGCCAGACAGACCAAAAUGAACGGAAUUGCACUGAAAGAGUGCGAAGUGAAGACACUGGAAAAAAGUACGACCAAAAUUGUGCAGCAGCAUAGGGUUUCUGGUGACUGCAAUUUCUUGAACUUUCAAGUUGAGUUUGAGCUCACAGAAGUCCUGGGGGAAGAUGGCUCUAUUGUGAGGAGAAUCACUGACCUGAACAUUGUGGUGGAUGGAUGUGAGUUCACUGAUAUCAGCACAUUUGUAUCCGGAGCGGAGGAGACGAAGAGCCUUCUGCUUUUUUUCCGGGUCCUGAGGGACUUCUCCAAUCGGUGGGAGCACAGGAGCAGAACGUUCGCCCACUUCAAGGAGAAGUACCCAGAGGUGGUCAGACUUCCCAAUGGCUGCAGAGGGGACGUCAUGGUGAUCCAGAACCCCAAAAUACCCGGGUGCACGCUGAGCGUCGUUUGGAACAUUAACGUCACGAAGGACGGAGUGAUCCUGCCCAAGAUAGACCUGCUGACAAAACUGCCAGAACAAGCGUUAGGUCCGGACCGGGGGAAGGUGGCUGACGACGCGCCCCGGGCCUUCCAGAGCGUGCUGCGUCUCCUGGGGGCGGAGGCUGCCUUCGAGGCGCUGAUCACAGCCGUACGCGCGGAGUAGGAACACGGGACACCAAACACCAGCGUGCGUCUCUACGUCAUUUAUUCAAUAUAAACACCUCCUGUACAAUCCCCGUUAAGAAACAUCUGUUAAUGCCGUCUGUACACGUUCUCUCAGCCACGUAUACAUAUACCGCAUGUAAAUAUGUAUAAUUAGUCCAGGCCUAGAAAAAUAAAUAAUUUAAAUACAAAAUGCCCAAAGGCAAAAUUCCACUUUUGAGAUGGUUAUAUCUAUACACUUAGUUUGUUUUACUCCUGUAUCACAGUGUGAUGUUUUUUUUAAGGAAAGUGUUAUAUCAAUUCUUUACACAGGUUAUUCACAGAUAAGUGGUAGCACUUCUCUUCACAGUUCCGCAUAAAAAUACAGUAUAUUUCUCUGAACUUUAGGGUGUGAACAUUUAUUCUAUUAAAUUUGUCCUCAGAGCAACAUUUGUUUUUUUACUUGUUCAAGUGGGUUUAUUAUUUUUCCGUUUGGAAAUGCAGAAAAAAGAAUUUAUUUAACUUGGGCCUAUUUGCAACAAAGGUUGAACAAAACCCUCAAUGGUUUAUACUGCAAAUCCAAAAACUCAUUCUUUGGUGCAAAAUGACAUUCAUCUCUUUUUCAGAGUGCAGCUUUAAUUCAGUUUGUUGACUGAAUGGCAGAUGGCGUUGUUUUUAAACUGAAUUUCCUCCGUAAUGUACCGUCACCUUGUUUCACACGUUAGAAUAAAAGUUUAGAUCCAUUUGACCUAAAAUCAAGGUGAUGCCUUACGGUUUAAGAAAAAAUAAAAAUAAUAAUCAU
Conger conger (European conger) is the source of this 1991-nucleotide messenger RNA. RefSeq names its product centromere protein P (gene cenpp). The coding region runs from base 339 to 1211 and encodes 290 amino acids. NCBI's taxonomy places the organism in Eukaryota, Metazoa, Chordata, Actinopteri, Anguilliformes, Congridae. Gene Ontology annotation, biological process: CENP-A containing chromatin assembly. Gene Ontology annotation, cellular component: nucleus; chromosome, centromeric region. The record is from RefSeq and is a predicted model, not a curated record. The transcript is spliced from 8 exons.